AUGACUUUGAAAGUCAGUCGAAACGAAACGAGAGGAAACAUUAUUAGAGAGCCGCCAAAACAUAGGAUCGAAGAAGAAAAGGUCGGCGACCCUCGCUUGGGGAAUCCUUUGGUCCUCGGACAGUCUAUUUGCACGCCUCGUGCAGCACACACAAUACACACAGAAGACACACGGCUGGAUUAUGUGCUGACAUUCGGCCUUUGCCGUUGGCAAGUUGAAUCGCUACCUCAUUCCGGAUAG
Molecule: messenger RNA, 240 nt
Organism: Caenorhabditis auriculariae
Lineage: Eukaryota; Metazoa; Nematoda; Chromadorea; Rhabditida; Rhabditidae
Source: the annotation of a GenBank genome assembly